AUGUACGCUCUGGCAGACUUGCAAACUAAAGUUAAAGACACGGAGAACGAAAAAAACAGCCUAAUUACGACAAUUAAGCUGGUUCAAAUCGAUCAAUUCAAACCUAGUGGAACCCAAAAUCAAGUUGACACCUGGCAUGUUGUUCGAAAUAAGAAACCAAACGUUAGCAAGGAUGCCCACAAAACGGUCGCCGGUAUCGCGGAUGUUAACAGAUAUGAAGUCCUUAGUGACAGCGAUGUAGAACCAACAGAAGGACAACGCCCGCCUUAUGUCAGACCGAUCACGACCUACAAGAAUCCCGGCAAUAGAGAAUCAACUUUUGACAAAACUCUUAUUUCCGAUUCUUCACACCAGAAUAGCUAUUCCAAGUCCAAGACAUCCGAAGGUCCCAUAACAGUCUUAGGGGAUUCCAUGAUAAAAAUGAUUAGACCACCUAAACUGAGUCGAUCAAUAGGCGAAAAAGUCGACAUCAAAACAUUUCCUGGAGCAACAAUUAACGACAUGAACCACUACAUACAAUCCACAAUGAAGAAACAACCCAAACUGGUGAUUCUAUAUGUAGGGACUAAUGACAUUCAACGCAAAGAACCCGACGAAAUCGUAGCCGAAAUGAAAUCCUUAUGUUAA
Messenger RNA from Paramuricea clavata, 627 nucleotides. Lineage: Eukaryota; Metazoa; Cnidaria; Anthozoa; Malacalcyonacea; Plexauridae. The record is from the annotation of a GenBank genome assembly.